AUGCGUAUGUGGAGACAACCGGAGCUCGCCAGACAAGUCCAUCGACUCGACCUAUGCUGGUCACAAUGUGACCAGCAUGAUCCAUUAGAAAUGAACGACGAGAUGCAAAGCUUCAUCAAGCAUGCGCUGGAAGACAUCUUCACCACGGAAGAGCAAGAGCAAAAGGAAUUGUGGACAGAGCAUCUUCAUGGGGAGGAGGGAAUAUGCGGAGAAGCAUGGUUGGGCCUAUUUCUUGUCCGGCUAACCAACCUCCGAAUUCUUGAGUUCCAGCAUGAACAUUCCGACCUCGUAUCCGAAAUCCUGCUCAAGGCGGCGAAACGCCAGCAGCCAUUUCACCACGAGCCGCCGUUUCCUCACUUAAAAGAGGUCCGAGCCUGUGUUGCCUGGGGGGCUUCGUGGAUUGAUUCGGGCUUUGUGGAGCCUUUCUUUUAUUUCCCUCAAGUCCGCAAGAUCUACGGAACCGCAAUAGGCGAGAAAAAAGAUGAAGAUAUGGACCUCAAAAGUUACCAAGACGUGUGCCCUGUCCAGGAUAUUACUGUGGAAGAGGGUUACUGGUGUCGCGGUAUGCUGGACUGGCUCGCAGUGUGUACACAUCUUGAGCACAUUUCCAUCAGAGUCGAGAUACAGGCAGACGAAUAUGACCUCGAUGAGGAGAAGCAGUUCGAUGCCUCGAAAUUCCGCUUGGCUCUUCUUCCAUUUACAACAACUCUCAAGACCCUACGCAUCGGCUAUGGAGAUGCAUAUAAAGAUCAAGUGGUUGCUGAAAAGGAUGUUGUUGAAAACCCUUUCGGAUCUUUUAAAGACUUUAAUGUCCUCGAAACACUUAAAGUCAGACAUGAUCAUCUGAUGAAAUCUCCCGAUAACUCCAUACUUAACUGGGAUAUGAAGCCACUUACGGAAAUCUUGCCCCAUUGCCUCGUGAAUCUGGAAAUCACAGACAUUAUGUUUGAUUACCACCUCGAGCUAUCAUCGCAGCUUUUGAAACUCUUGCGCGCCGUGAACUUUUCAGUGAAUCUUAGAAAAUUAAAGCUAGGCAUUUGCCUCGCGGAUGGAGAGGAGUUAGGUGAUGUAUUUGAUGAUCUCAAGCUUGAAUGUCAAGUUGCCAAUGUCUGCCUGAAGAUUGAGAUAGCCUGA
Penicillium roqueforti is the source of this 1134-nucleotide messenger RNA. RefSeq lists its product as uncharacterized. The record is from RefSeq and is a predicted model, not a curated record. Lineage: Eukaryota; Fungi; Ascomycota; Eurotiomycetes; Eurotiales; Aspergillaceae. The coding region runs from base 1 to 1134 and encodes 377 amino acids. The transcript has a single exon.